AGCUGUUUACUACUGCAUCUGUCAAAAGUUACUCCCCCAAAACAUCUGAUUUUCCCGUGAAAAAUUUCCCGUUUUCCGCUGCAGUCGCGUACCUUUUCCGAGUCAUUUUUCGAAAAACCUCUUCCAGGCCAAUUGAUCUUCUGUAUAUUUAUAAUAAUAGUAUGUCGAUCGAAUGCUAAACAACAGCAAGCGUCGGAUUGUUUGAUUUUUAUUUUCGGAUUUCCAUCGCUCUCUUCAACUUGCUUGCGUCGCCCACUCGAAUGAAUCAUGAGCGAUUCUAAUCCCCCUCUACAGAACCAGCCUCGUUUCGUGCCAGCCGAAUACGAUAGCGAUGACAACACGGAAGACGAGAUGCUGAUGAUGUCGAUGUCAAACACUUCAGUGGCUUCCGGCGGAAGCGGAGAAGUAGGUGGUAGGUGCUUCGAGGACGAACGGAUCAAGAUUGUGCCGCACAUUGGGUGGCACGCCGGUAUUGACGAGCGGGACUUCGACAUCGAGCUGGACGAGAACAUUGCCACCUGGUUCGAGGGGUUCCGGGAGAGUUUCAAGACAUUCAAAAAGGGUCCGCUGAUUUCGCAACGGCUGCAGAUGUUCUACCUGAACACGCGCAAUCCUUUCGAGUGGGCGUUGAAGUUGUUCGCCAACUGUCCGGAUCAUAAUUCGCCGAAGAGCAAUUCGCUGGCGUACACGGUGUUGGAGGAGAUGAGCAAUUUCAAGAAGCAGUAUAGUUUGGAAGCGGACCAGCUGGUGGACGAUAACCUUCGAAUGGUGGCGUUCAAUUUCGUAGCCAAACAGGGCCACUGCGUGUUGUUUCGUAUGGUGGUGGAUACUUUUGAGUUGUUGCGUUGUCGGGAGUUGUUUAUUGCCAAGGUGCGGGAGUUCCUGGACCGAAAGCAGUACAAAGAAGCCGGCCAGAUUGCGGUCGAUCUGGAGCUGUUUGACGAAUUUGACGAGCAUGACUUUGUGAUGCCACUGUUUCUGCAGGACAAGAUUUCGAUCGCUGAGGACUAUCUGAACAAAGCUGAACGACUGCAGAGACCCGUUGUGCAACUGCUGGAUUCGUUCUUCGAUAAGAAACAAUCGGUGGAGAACCAUUGCUCGAGAUAUAUUUCAGAACACAACGUUACCGAUGUAUACUACAGCAAGUUACACCAGAAACCGUUGAGCAAGUUGGUGCAACGAUUGGCCAAGAACUAUAACAUCCCGAAGCAGUUCACACCGAACGUGUAUAAAAUGAAGAAUUUUGGAGCCCUGCAGUUUCUGGUUCACAAGCGCUAUUACGAGAAAAGUUUGAACAAAGACUCCUGGGACGAGAUGGUGCGGGACACUGUUUCGGAGACCGAUCGAGAAUUACAGCUGGAACUGGUUUGUCUUUGUUCGAACUUCAACGAUCAGCCGGAAGCGGCCAAGUGGGCCCAUCAUUUCCAGCUGAAGCUGAAUGAACUUCCUCUACUGGUGCAGGACUACAUCAUCGAACAAGACGACACCAAGCCUAAGACUCGUCAAGAUUUUGAGGAUGAACAGUGGGAUGCUCCGCACAGUGAGCCAGCGCACGCUCUUCGGUUGGACGAAUCCCAUGUACAUCUGGUAGACACGAAGGAUAAGUUCUACGCCAUGCUGUCGGACCUUACUCGCCAGUCGAUGAUUGCAUUCGAUUCGGAGUGGAAGCCCACCUUCGGUGGUGCUAAUGAAGUUUCUCUGAUUCAACUGGCCACGUGGGACGACGUGUACAUGAUCGACGUGAUGGUCUGCCCGCUGGAAGGCCUGGACUGGGCUUCCUUGGCGAAGAAUGUGUUCAAUCGAGACGAUAUUCUGAAGCUGUCAUUCGCUCCUUCCACCGAUAUUUCCAUGUUCCAAAAGGCACUGCCUGCUUUUAAUGUGAUGUACAGUUCGCAGACCACAUCUGCUAUACUGGACCUGCAGCUUCUGUGGCGACACGUUGAACGGUACGAUAGCUUCCGGUUUCCUUUCCAUGAGGAAUCUCUGAACCAAAAUCUUGCCAACUUGGUCAAGCUGUGUCUGGGUAAGAAACUGGACAAAUCUAACCAAUUCUCGAAUUGGGCCCAGCGCCCACUGCGGAAGGAACAGCUUCGGUACGCUGCUCUGGAUGCGUUCUGCUUGCUGGAAAUUUAUGAAGCCAUCGAGAAGCAACUGACGAUGAUUCAGCUUGAUCCAAACGAGAUCCUGAAUGCGCUGCUGAAUGACGUUCGAUCGGCGUCGCACGAGGGUGGCACCAAGCGGUCCGGAAAGCAAGAUGGAUCAUCCAGUUCGCGACGCAGCGGCGCAGGACAUCGUGAUAAGUACAACAAGCGACAGACGUACAACAGCGACGGGGGCGGAGGAAAUUCUUCCCGAGGCUAUCAGAAUCAUCAUCCUCAUCAUCAGCAGAACCGAAACAAAUCCAAAGGUGUUGGCUCCCGCGAACAACAGCAACCUGACGGUCCAAACCUUAAAUCCGUACUAGCCUCGGAGGUACGUUUCGUGUGCGAUCGGAUGCUGGAAGGGCUGGCCAAGAUGCUGCGACGGUUCGGGAUCGAUACGGUGGCAAUUCGGAAUGAGAAAGGCGAUCGCUGUGUCUUCGUGGCGCUCCAGGAAGGCCGAUACGUCCUGACCAGGGGAGCCAAUUUUGUCAAGUUCUGUGAAUACCUUCCCCCGGGUCACUGCUACAACAUCGGCAACGAUCGCGUCGAGGAUCAACUGCUGGAGGUUCUCCGGUACUACAAGGUCGUCAUCCGCCAGGAGAACAUCUUCAGUCGGUGUCAGCUGUGCAAUUGUGGUCGUUUCCUAUCGGCGACACCCGAGGAUAUCUACGUGUUGAAGAACCAAAACUCCAUGCCGACCAAUUUCCGGGAAAUCCACCGGAGGGAUCCGCUCAGCCCGGAGGAAGAGGAGUACGGUGGCGGUAAUCGGAUGAAACUCGAUCGCAGCUGGAUCUUGGAUGCCCUCGGCGAGCGCCAUCGAAGCGAUGGCCGAACGGAUGCCGGUGUUCCGAUCGAAAUCGGUUACGUAAGCGAUGCUGUGAUUGCCAAUGUGGAUGUGUUCUAUAUUUGUGAUGGGUGCGGCCGGUGCUACUGGGAUGGAUCGCAUCUGGAGAAUAUUCUCGCCGGGAAGCUGGCCGAUUUACUCACGCUAAAGUACGAUUAGGAGAAGCUACUAUCUGUGAGUGUAUGUGUUGGGGGAGGGCAUAUGAUUAGAGAGAAUAAAGAUAUGUAUUAACCG
This is a messenger RNA of Ochlerotatus camptorhynchus, 3219 nucleotides long. RefSeq names its product exonuclease mut-7 homolog (gene Nbr). Gene Ontology annotation, biological process: nucleobase-containing compound metabolic process. The transcript is spliced from 9 exons. Bases 268 to 3144 code for a protein of 958 amino acids. Gene Ontology annotation, molecular function: nucleic acid binding; 3'-5' exonuclease activity. NCBI's taxonomy places the organism in Eukaryota, Metazoa, Arthropoda, Insecta, Diptera, Culicidae. The record is from RefSeq and is a predicted model, not a curated record.